AUGUUUCUGUAUCUUAUAUCUUAUACGAUUCCCUUAAACUCUUCGGCCUUUCACCCGGUUUUAGUGGUUUCAAGCUUAGCUUCUUCUAGUUCGAAUCUUGCUAAAAGAAUCCAAGAGUUUGAUGAUUCUUUUACUUUUCCAUGGAAAAUCGAGAACCGGGUUUUGUUCCCUGAUCAUGUUUUGUUGUUAGUAAGUAGUUUAAAGAAAGAUGGGUUGAUAAAGAAGAGUGCUAAAGAAUUGGAAUGUGUUUAUUGUGGUAAAAAUGUAUUGGAAAGUCGUAGUAACUGGAGUUCUGGAGAAAGGUAUAGGGGUAUUAUGGUUAAGCAAAAUGUGCUUUCUGUAGAUGAAUAUGAUGAGUUCAGGUCGAUUGUGAGGUGCCCACUUCCAUCUGUGAAUUAUUCAACUGUUGUAAAUUUGGGGAGGAGUGGUAAAAAUGGAGUCUUGGAGGAAGAUACUGGGUUAUCGAUGAAUAAUCAGACCGUUCAUUCUUGGGAAAAUUUGGUUUAUGCAGCUAGUUUGGAUGGGGAUACUGCUGUGGUGUUUGUGAAGGGAUUGAAUUUGAGGUCGGACAGAGAAUCAAAUCCGAGGCAAUUCAGUUGCCAUUUCGGAUUAGGGAGUUGGGAAACUGAUGGGAGAUUUAUGCUGCGGACGAAAGCUUUGAAAGCUGCUCAGGAGGUUGUGAGAUGUUCAUUGCCACGGAGCGUACAAGCUAAUCCGGCUAAGGCACGAGGAAUACGAGUGACUGUUGGAAUGAUACCCUAUGGUCGUUCUCGAAUUCAAGAGCGUGCGCUUGUGCCUUCUGUGGCCAAGAUUUCUGGUUUCAAGUCCGAGGAGAAGAAGAAGAAGAAGAGCGAGGGCAAGUACGAGCUUUGUGUGUGUACAAUGGUGUGGAACCAGGCGUCUGCCCUUCGUGAGUGGAUCAUGUACCAUGCUUGGCUUGGAGUGGAGAGGUGGUUCAUUUACGAUAACAAUAGUGAUGAUGGUAUUGAAGAGGUUAUUAGGGAACUUGAUCUAGAGGACUACAAUGUCACUAGGCACGUAUGGCCAUGGAUUAAGACACAAGAAGCAGGGUUUUCGCAUUGUGUUUUGAGAGCAAAGGAUGAAUGCAAUUGGGUUUCAUUCAUGGAUGUAGACGAAUUCUUCUACUUUCCAUAUUCAACACCAAGACACAAAAGAUUCAGGAAAUUGGGUUACGCGGGGCAGAAUUCACUUAGCACCUUAGUAGCAAAUGUUUCGUCAUCGUCAAGAAGUAUUGCUGAAAUCAGAACUUCUUGCCACAGCUUUGGACCCUCGGGGUUGAACUCUCCACCCUCGAAGGGAGUUACAGUAGGUUACACUUGUCGACUUCAGAGUCCCGAGAGGCAUAAAUCAAUCCUUCGACCAGACGCGCUAGAUACCUCACUCCUCAAUGUGGUGCACCAUUUCCACUUGAGGAAGGGAUUCAAGUAUCUGAAUUUACAUCAGAGCACUGCAGUAAUUAAUCAUUAUAAAUACCAAGUGUGGGAGGUAUUUCGAGCUAAGUUUUACAGACGGGUUGCUACGUACGUCGCUGACUGGCAACAAAACCAAAAUGAGGGUUCAAGAGACCGAGCACCGGGGUUAGGGACGGAUGCCAUCGAACCGCCUGAUUGGCCAAUCAAAUUUUGUGAGGUUUGGGACACUGGGUUGAGAGAUUUUGUUUUGACCAAUUUGGUUGAUGUUUCAACAGGUUUGUUGCCCUGGGAGAGGCCUUCCUCUCUUGCUAUUUAG
Messenger RNA from Fraxinus pennsylvanica, 1749 nucleotides. NCBI's taxonomy places the organism in Eukaryota, Viridiplantae, Streptophyta, Magnoliopsida, Lamiales, Oleaceae. The record is from the annotation of a GenBank genome assembly.